AAGCACUACAGAUCCAAUAAAACCUCCCCCUGCAUGAGCUAUUGACGUACCCGUAGAUCUUGUUCAAAACCGUGCUGUUCUGCAUAGCUACCUUUCGGCGCAGGGUGUGCUUCUCGUGUGAGUGAUGGUAACUUUUUAAGUUUUUAAUGUUGUCCAUAUGAGGUGAAGUGGCUAGCUCUCUGAAGAUAUGGAGGACGAUUCAAAACCACUACUGGGGUCCAUGCUAGGAAGGGAAGCUUCCAUAGAUUCACUUGAGCCAAGAGGAAGAAGGCCCUUUCAUGUAGAGCCCAAGAAUAUUGUUGAUGAUGCCACGGAGCGAGUGUCUUCCGAGGCUUCUAUCUUGAGCAGUAGAAUACAUUACUAUGGGCGUCUUACCGGAUCAUCUGACAGAUUACUGGCUCCUCCAGACCAUGUGAUCCCACCUCCUGAGGAUAUCUACGUUUACAGCCCGCUGGGGACUGCAUUCAAAGUACAGGGAAAAGAUGGCGCCACCAAAAAUCCUAGUAUUGUCACCAUUUUUGCCAUUUGGAACACAAUGAUGGGAACGUCAAUACUUAGCAUACCAUGGGGAAUUAAGCAGGCGGGAUUCACACUUGGGAUUAUCAUUCUAAUCGCAAUGGGGUUCCUCACCUUAUAUUGCUGUUACAGGGUGCUAAAGUCAACCAAAUCUAUACCAUACAUUGACACUUCGGACUGGGAGUUUCCAGAUGUAUGUAGAUAUUAUUUUGGGUCAUUUGGAAAGUGGUUGAGCCUGAUCUUCUCAAUGGUGUCAUUAAUUGGUGCGAUGGUGGUCUAUUGGGUGCUCAUGUCUAACUUCCUGUUCAACACGGGCAAAUUCAUCUACAACUAUGUCCAUCAUGUUAACAUGUCAGAUCAUGAGUUUGGUACAAAUGGAUCUGAAAGAGUCAUAUGUCCAUUCCCUGAUACUGAUCAUGGUGGCAAUGCCACUGUCCAGCUGCAAGGAAGUGGGAACAGGUCCACGGCUGUGUUUGACCACUGGUGGAGUAAGACCAACACCAUCCCCCUCUACCUCAUUGUGCUGCUCUUCCCCCUCCUCAACUUCCGCUCGGCCUCCUUCUUUGCCAGGUUCACCUUCCUGGGUACCAUAUCUGUGGUUUAUCUUAUCGGCCUGGUGACUCUAAAAGCUAUUCGGCUGGGUUUCCACCUGGAAUUUCACUGGUUUGAACCCACUAAGGCUUUUGUUCCAGAGUUCAGAGUGCUGUUCCCACAGCUGACUGGGAUUCUCACACUGGCCUUUUUCAUUCACAACUGCAUCAUCACCCUCAUGAAGAGCAACAAGCACCAGCAAAAUAAUGUGCGGGACCUGUCUGUGGCCUAUCUACUGGUGGGCCUGACUUACCUCUAUGUGGGAAUCCUGAUCUUUGCAUCAUUUCCUUCACCAGAACUGUCCAAAGAGUGCAUUGAACCAAACUUCCUGGACAAUUUCCCUAGCAGUGAUGUGUGGGUGUUUGUGGCUCGCAGCUUCCUGUUGUUUCAGAUGACCACUGUUUACCCGAUGCUCGGCUACCUGGUCCGUGUGCAGGUCAUGAGCCAGGUCUUUGGCAGUAACUACCCAGGUUUCUUCCAUGUUUUCGUGCUCAAUGUCAUCAUUGUUGGUUCUGGUGUCCUGAUGGCCAAGUUUUACCCCAACAUCGGCUCAAUAAUAAGGUUCUCCGGGGCAAUGUGUGGUCUGGCCCUGGUGUUCGUCCUGCCAUCACUCAUCCACAUGAUCGCGCUGAAGCGGCGGGGGGAGCUGCGCUGGCCCUCGGCCCUCUUCCACAGUCUCCUUAUCCUGCUGGGCGUGGCCAAUCUGGUGGGCCAGUUCUUCAUGUAGUCCUGCCCCAGAGCAGGUUGGGAAAUGUAGUCCUGCUGCCCUUCUGAGGCAGAACAAGUACAGUAGCACUCCCUGAGGAAAUAUGAAACACCGAAGGACCCCUUUGAAAAUCCAGUGGCUACCACGUACAAUCAUGGAGUGGUUGAUUUCCUGAAUUUCCUGUCUCUUUUAACUUAGAGAGGAAGUAGAGAAUGGUGCUUCAGACAAUACUGAAUAAAGCUAUUUCGUCAGGUAUAUCAAUGUAACCAAACUUGCCAGCCGGUUAUAAUUGUUUUUGUUUUGUUUUAUUUUAUGUCUGAAGUGACUUUGUAUGAGUCACACAGCAUGUGGAUCUGUGUCAGUGUGUAUGGUUGUUAACAUUAUGUCUGCGUUGUUGAACGAUAUUUGUUGAGGUAUUUCUCCAGGGAGUGCUCUUAGUUCUGACCAGUGUGUCUUUCAAUAUCUUACAGUACUAUUAUAAAUAGAUCAUUGAUUGGUUGAUAUACAAUGAUUAGUAGUGUACACUGUCUGUCAUGGUGUGGCCACGGAAGUGUUGGUGUUCUUGUUGCUUGAAAAUAUUGCCUACCAUAACCUCUCAGUUAUACAAGUCAUUGGAUGCUACAGCUUUAACUUCCAGAGAGAUGCAUCCAACUAUGCCAACCUGAGGCUUGUAUGUGCAACUUUCUUUACUAAAUAUUGAGCAUCCACAGAAGGGGUGUUUUUUUGUUGUUUUUCUUACAAUUUCCACAGCACGGUUCACAGGUGGUCUAAUAUGCAGGAGGCAAGAAGUUGUACUGUGUUUUUAAGUUGUAUUUAAAAUUGUGAGACACAAGUUGUUGUCCUGUAGUUGUUGUUUUUUCUGUCCUUGGUUAGAUGAGUAUCGGAACAAGUGGAAUCACCAGUAUUCAGUACAUUCAUUCCUGUGUUGAAACAGAACGAGCUCCCUUCUCAGCUCUUUUAUUUAUACAUUUGAACAUUUUGUUUUUAAUCAUAUCAGGAAUGUUAUAUAUGUUUUACUUAUUAAUCCGUAUCUAUCUCCUCAUAGCGGUUUUCUGAAAAUGAUGACUUAUUUCUUCUUUCUUUUAUUUUUGAAGCCAUACAGUAAAGUAUGUUUACAGGUGCUGUUGCUGUUGUAUGUAGUUGGUUCUGAGAUUGUCCAAGAUGUGACAAUGAUGUUCACUGAACAUCCAUCAGCAUGGAACAUUCUAGAUCCCAAAAACUGACAUUGUGCUGUUAUCUGAAGUCUUCGCACAUGAGUGAAUGCAUGUAUGAAGGCAAAGAUUUCUCUGGUUUCUCAUGUUGUUUUGGCCUCAUCUGUACAUAGAGUAGAGGAUGGACAAAGGGACUUUGAUCUGGGAAUGGUUCUUGGCAGCCAGACCUGUAACUGACAACUGAAGCAGCCACAACUCUUGUGUUGGUUAACAUUGCUAGCAAUAUAACUGCAGCAUAACAACCCUGCUGAGGGAUUUCCACUUGGUGAGCAUGUGAAGCCAGAUUAAGUGGUUGCUUAAUUUUUAAAAAAAAAAUUUUUUUAGAUGCCUACAAAUAUUUGCUGAGGUUUUAGUGGGGUCACCCAUGUUCUUAGUUUUGCACACAAUUUUAAACUCCAAAGGUUUAAUCUGUUUUGUAAAUAUGUGUUGCUUUGCUGGCAAUAUAUUUUAUGUUUGUUUCUGUACUUUUAGUGAUAAUAAAUUACCAUGAUCUACAUGGAAACUGUC
Alosa sapidissima (American shad) is the source of this 3531-nucleotide messenger RNA. RefSeq names its product solute carrier family 38 member 9 (gene slc38a9). The record is from RefSeq and is a predicted model, not a curated record. NCBI's taxonomy places the organism in Eukaryota, Metazoa, Chordata, Actinopteri, Clupeiformes, Clupeidae. Gene Ontology annotation, molecular function: amino acid transmembrane transporter activity. The coding region runs from base 188 to 1834 and encodes 548 amino acids. Gene Ontology annotation, biological process: amino acid transmembrane transport. The transcript is spliced from 15 exons.